GUUGCUGUCUCUGAAACUGCCGUGGCUUUUCAUAGAGAGUGCUUCCACUGCCAAUAGAGGGGUUGUAAAUGAUAAUAUCAGCAUCAGCAUAAAGGACAACAUUUCAAUGACUCUGAAAAGAAUGGACAUGGUCAAAUUUACAAGCUUCUGUCCACGAUCCACACAGAGGCUUAUCCUCACAAGCCCAUCAAGAAGCUCUGACACCAAGAUGAGACUCCAGCAUUGGCUUAGCCGGUCCACGGAGCAGAUCCCUCUUGACAAGCCAUGCUUGGAGUACAUUCAGUGGUUGAAGGCUGGGGAGGACCCUAAUUGGCAGGAACAAGGGUGGAGAGACACUGCUUAUCACAGCCGGGCCCAGAACAUUACGGUCAUGAUAGCCUCUCUGUAUCCCCUCUCCCUACCCAAACCUUCCAGAAUGGGCCCCAAUACCUACACGCAUUUCUUGUCACAAAAGGGACAUACAUCUUCCUGGUCCAGGAAAAAGGCAUCGGUACAAUCAAACCUAGCAAGGAGAGAGCAAGAUAGGAUCAGUUUUCUCAGCCAGAUCAGAACACCUACUCUGGACAGUCAUGGAAACAUACUUCCUCCUGAAAACUUCAAAAGACACACUGGCUACAGGUUGACUCCGGCUGUCAAGAAGGACAGGACAGUGCCACCUGUCCCAGACCUCCCUCCCCCCUCUGCAGAUGGGUUCAGACCCCGACUGGGAAAGCUGUCUUUCCAAAAGAACUGCCCUGUCUUUGAGAAGCUGAUGAAAAAAGACUGACAAAUAGCACAAAGCUGAGAUCUCUAAUUGCUAGCUCAUACUUGUAAGUUUUACAGUCUCUCAUAAACGUAAAACAUUCAGACUUACAUUCAGAUAUCCUGCUGUAUCUACAGUAUAAAAAGUCUGUUAAUUA
Lepisosteus oculatus (spotted gar) is the source of this 899-nucleotide messenger RNA. RefSeq lists its product as uncharacterized. Lineage: Eukaryota; Metazoa; Chordata; Actinopteri; Semionotiformes; Lepisosteidae. The record is from RefSeq and is a predicted model, not a curated record.